Messenger RNA from Girardinichthys multiradiatus, 1789 nucleotides. It is a transcript of the gene acp7, whose product is annotated as acid phosphatase 7, tartrate resistant (putative). NCBI's taxonomy places the organism in Eukaryota, Metazoa, Chordata, Actinopteri, Cyprinodontiformes, Goodeidae. The record is from RefSeq and is a predicted model, not a curated record. The transcript has 15 exons. Bases 252 to 1571 code for a protein of 439 amino acids. Gene Ontology annotation, molecular function: acid phosphatase activity; metal ion binding.
CUACUGUGACGUAUUUGGAAGCUAAGGGCUGGACAGCGGAAGGUCACGUUUGAGUUUAAAAUUUAAACAUAAAAAACAAACCUAGUUCGAGCCGAAGACUUUGGGGACUGCUAUUUACUAUGCUUUGUCAAACAGAAACGAAAUGAACAGCUUUUUACGUUUCCUCAUCUGAGCUAACAGCUGCAGGUUAAGUGCAUUGGACUUAAUCAGCAACCGGAAAGCGCCUUCUGAGCCAACAGCCAAAUGGUAAAAUGAUGCCUGUUCAUGCUGCCUAUGUUUUGUUAAGCUUUGCACCCCUGCUGGUGCUUAGUGUUCCUCCUAUUUGGACCCAACCAGAGCAGGUGCAUCUCUCCUAUGCAGGAGUACCGGGCUCUCUGGUGGUGACCUGGACCACCUUCAAUAAGACGGAGAGCAAGGUGGAAUAUGGUUUUGAGGGGGGUCGGCUCUUUGAGAUGAGUGCCAAAGGAGAUGCUACUGUUUUUGUGGAUUCAGGAGAAGAGAAGCGGAAGAUGUUCAUCCACAGAGUCACCCUCACAGGCCUCAAACCUGCUGCUACAUAUGUCUACCAUUGUGGCAGUGAUGAAGGCUGGAGCGACAUAUUCUCCUUCACCGCUCUGAACAGCAGCUCAAGUUUCAGUCCCAGGUUUGCUCUCUACGGUGAUCUGGGCAAUGAGAACCCCCAGUCUCUGGCUCGACUGCAAAAAGAGACUCAGCUGGGCAUGUAUGAUGCCGUCCUGCACAUAGGGGACUUUGCCUACGAUAUGCAUGAGGACAAUGCCCGAAUUGGAGAUGAGUUCAUGAGGCAGAUUCAGUCCAUCGCAGCCUACGUGCCCUACAUGACCUGUCCAGGCAACCAUGAAGCUACAUACAACUUUUCGAAUUACAGGAAUCGCUUCAGCAUGCCGGGCCAGACUGAGAGCUUAUGGUACAGCUGGAACCUGGGGUCAGCACACAUCAUCUCCCUCUCCACAGAAGUUUAUUUCUACAUUGAAUAUGGCAUGGACCUUAUCUUUAAGCAGUACAAUUGGCUGAAGGAAGAUCUGGAGGAAGCUAACAAGCCGGAGAACAGAGCCAUACGUCCAUGGAUCAUCACCAUGGGACACAGACCCAUGUACUGCUCUGAUGAUGACCAGGAUGACUGUACAAAGUUUGACUCCUGGGUCCGAGUGGGAAGGAAGGACAUCAAACCACCAGCUCCUGGUCUCGAGGAUCUAUUUUAUCACUACGGGGUAGAUGUAGAGUUGUGGGCACACGAGCACACCUAUGAAAGACUCUGGCCUGUCUAUGGUGACAAGGUGUACAAUGGAAGCAAAGAGCAGCCUUAUGUAAAUCCAAAGGCUCCAGUACAUAUUAUAACAGGCUCUGCUGGCUGCAGAGAGAGGACCGACAGGUUCAAUCCAAACCCCAAAGAAUGGAGCGCUUUCCGCAGCACUGACUACGGCUACAGCCGCAUGCAAGUGGUUAACGCCACCCACAUUUAUUUGGAGCAGGUCUCCGAUGACCAGUAUGGCAAAGUGAUUGACAACAUAUGGGUGGUGAAAGAAAAACAUGGUUUGUCUGCCUGGCUGUGAGGACUAUCCUUAAAAUAAUCUGCUCACAAACACACUUUGUUUUUUAAACAGUUUUGUAGUGAUUUUUUUUUAAUCCUAUGUAGUUAUGAAGUUUAUCCACUGUAAAAUCAGCAUAUGAUUAACUGGUAAUGUAUAUGAUGUAAAAUGUUAUGUGCUUAACUUUAUGGUUUAAAACCACAGUGUAAAAAACAUUUGAAUAAAGUCAUCUCUGAAUAGGC